Helianthus annuus (common sunflower) is the source of this 669-nucleotide messenger RNA. RefSeq lists its product as uncharacterized. The transcript is spliced from 2 exons. Lineage: Eukaryota; Viridiplantae; Streptophyta; Magnoliopsida; Asterales; Asteraceae. The record is from RefSeq and is a predicted model, not a curated record. The coding region runs from base 1 to 669 and encodes 222 amino acids. Gene Ontology annotation, molecular function: zinc ion binding; nucleic acid binding.
AUGGUUACCCCGUUGGAGAAGGCAAUAGAGAGGUAUAUAGAUGGUUUACCCGAUUCUGUGCAAGACAUUGUGACUGGCAGUAAUCCUACUACUGUUCGUCAAGCGAUCAAAUUGGCUGCUACUCUGACCGAAUCUCAGGUCAGAAAAGGUAAACUGACCCGUAAGGGUGACAAGAAGAAGUCAGUUGAUUCCACACAAGAAAAGGGUAAAGGUAAGGGAAAGAAAAAGGGUGAGUCUUCUAAGAAGUCGAGGAAGCGCAAGGCUUCCCAGAACAUUGCUAUCACUGCGCAGAAUGCUCAGAACCCACCAGCACUACCUCCUGCGAAGAAACAGUAUGCUGGUACCGCACCUCACUGUACAAGGUGCAAUGGUCAUCAAGUUACACAACGAGCUUGUAAACAAUGUACUAAUUGCGGUAAACUUGGGCACUUGGCCGACAUCUGUCGUUUGGGUCAUAAUCAAGCUGCGCAGAAUCCAGCACAAGCUCAGGGGAAUGCUGCUAGAUUCCCACCAGGUUCGUGUUACAACUGCGGUGAAAUGGGUCAUUUCCGCAACAACUGCCCGAGGUUGGCGAAUGCGAAUGCCAAUGUGAAUCCCGCUCGUGGACGAGCGUACAACUUGAAUGCUAACGAGUCUAGAGCUGACAACGAGGUUGUUAAUGAUAAUUAA